GCACCGUCGCCCGCUGUGGAUAAAACCUCGUUUGGAUCAGUAAAACAAGGAGAAAUCUAAUACCGUUUCUGCUCUCAUUUGGUAUUCAUCUCUGCGUCCUUUAAACCGACUCGACUGAUUGUGUGAUCUGUCUUUGCCGCUGCAGUCAGCAUGUCUGCGAAGUCAAGUGAGGAAUCUGGUUUGGAGGGGAAAUGGUUUGGAGAAGAAUACGAGAGGAAUGGCUUAUACGGGAGUACUCGAUCCCAUUUUGACGAUACUCGGGAUGAUGUGCAGUCGAAAGGCUGGGAGGAUGAGCUGAACUCGCCGAAACAACAACUCCAUCAAUUUGAUAACGAACGGAAAGGGCCUUCCGUUGCCAUGGAAACUGCAUCUACAGAUGAUUCUCUUUCUGAUAUGUUCCUGAAGUCUUCAUCUAGGGAUGAGGAUCUCUACACCUCUCUUCUCUCAUCCAAGAACAACCCUUUCAGCGGGGGUGCUCCUCUCUUCCCAACUGAGCCUAACCGCUCACCCCCAGCACCUGCUGGCACUGACUCAGGCAUUGGGAUGACCCCUGGAGAUCCCUCUGAUCUGCACACUGCUCUUCAAGGCUCGCACAAGACUGAAGCCUACAACUACAUGGACAUCAGCCACAGUGGCGACAGCCUCUCUGACUUUGGACAUCUGCAGUCGAAGAAACAGCAGCAGCAUGCAGGCAGUCACUUUGAUGAUGACCUCCAGGAUCAUAAGCAGAAGAGCUCCAUGAAGGAUGUUGGUGAAUCCGACCUGGACCCCUUUGACCUGGGCCGCUAUCUGGAGAAGAGCCCUCCUGGACAGGGUGAGACAAAAGGAAACCUUGGCUCUGCUGGUGGUCAGCAUUCAUUUCCAUAUGUGGAGGACCCAUCGGAUGAGGAGGCGUCUGACUACAGGUCUUACCGCAUGAUGGGCACCCCACAGACAGCCAGCCCAGUGAAGAUCACUGUAACGGCAGAGUCCCGUGCACAGCCUGGACGUGUUUCUCCACAGGGGGGUUUAUCUGAAAGAGAGAGUGUGCUCAGCUUUGGUCAGCAAGGUGUCCCUACAGUGACUCUGUCAGAGCCGGAAGAUGACAGCGCUGCCUCCUCUGCAAACCACUCCCCCACAGGACGAGAGUCUCCCUCUGAUAUCUUGUUCCAGCCUGCGGGGAUGAGGUCAGGGAACUCAGCUCAAGAGAAGAGUGCUAAGUCAUCCUCAUCUCCUAGAAUGUCCAGCGGAGAGCCAGUUAAGCCUACUUCUCCAUGGGAUAUGUCUGGAUUUGGGGCCAGAAAUCUGGAAGGAAGUGGGGAUGAGUCUGGAGACUCUGAGAUUGAACAAGUAGCUGAGGAACCCGAUUCACCCAAAGGUGGCAUCUCACCCAAAACCCAAAGCAGUAAAGGGAGCAACCCAUUUGAGGCAUCCAGCACCAUUAAGGGGAGUUUUGGUCAAGCUAGCAAUCCUUUUGAGCAGUCUCACACCAACAAGGAGAACGUUAGCCAAGCUAACAACCCAUUUGAGCAGUCCAGCAAAAACAAGAGAGGGGUCAGUCAAUCUGGCAACCCAUCAGCUCCUCUUUACAGCCUGCUUCGUGAGGAGAGGGAGGCAGAGCUUGACAGUGACCUCCUCAUUGAGUCUGCAUCUGAAGAAAGCCCCAAGAGAGAGCAGGGCUUCUCUGCCCCGAAACUGCCUGACGUCACCUCCACCUCAACUCCAAGCCUAAUCCCCUCAUCUCCAGUUCCUACAAGUCGACCUCUGGCCUCUGCCCCCGUUACUGCUGAACCCCCAUCCAGCACUCUGAAUGAUAAACAGCCACUGGUAAACAAAACAACCACUGCCCAGGCAGAAGACAGCUGGUCCAUCAAACCCCGACCUGCUGCCACAGGAACAUCUGUGUCUGUGAAAGAGCCUGCCCAGCAAGAGUGGGAAAGCAAGAGCAGGGGCAGCACCGAAGGCAAGAAUGAGGUUACAGUACCUCUCGUCCUGCAGGGAUUCAACAAACAGAAAGCGAUAGAUCUGCUGUACUGGCGGGACGUGAAGCAGUCAGGCCUGUUGUUCGGCAGCGUGCUCUUGCUCCUCUUCUCUCUGACCCAGUUCAGUGUGGUUAGCGUGGUGGCCUACCUGGCCCUGGCCGCCCUCUCCGCCACCAUCAGCUUCAGGGUUUACAAGUCUGUGCUCCAAGCCGUGCAGAAAACCGACGAGGGCCACCCCUUCAAGUCAUAUCUGGAAGUGGAGAUUGCUCUGUCUCCAGAGCAGAUCAGUAAAUAUGUGGAUAAGGCUCAGCUCUAUGUCAACUGUACUCUAAAAGAGCUACGCAGACUCUUCCUGGUACAAGACCUGGUUGACUCCAUAAAGUUUGCAGUGCUGAUGUGGCUACUGACGUACGUGGGAGCUAUAUUCAAUGGCCUGACUUUGCUCAUUCUAGCUGUGGUCUCCAUGUUCACCAUGCCUGUGGUCUAUGAGAAGUACCAGACACAGAUUGACCAGUACCUGGGGCUAGUCCGCACCCAAGUAAACUCAAUCAUGGGAAAGAUCAGGGAGAAAGUUCCAGGGGCCAAGCGAAAGGAUGAGUAAACUCCCGGUUUAUAGUGAGAAAACUACUGCAUAUACAAGUACUGAAAGACACCCCCCCAAACACAACGAGGGCCAAGAUGUCAGCUUAAAGAACAUAACGAUUAAAUAAAGUACGUCAGCAAAGCGGCAUUCCCACAGAAAGCCAAAGCCGCCAAUCAGUGGAGAGGCCACCAGCCCUUAAAACGCUACCACGCUAAAAUCACUCGCAUUAAUUCACUAAUAUGUAUAUUGAGGUAUAGGUCAAUUAUAGCUAAAAGGACAUGAAAUGCUUUUUUUUUUCUUUUUUUGCGUUGCUUUUGAUUAAAUGCAUGAAGUCAAGUCUUGAGUAAAAUUCUACUUGCUACCUUUACGAUGCUUUCUGUUUCUUUUCCCGCUUUCUUUUUGCUGUGCUUUUGACUAACUGUAAAAUGUGGCACAAAAAAAAAAAGAAGUUCUGCUUGCUUUGGUCUUUUUGCUGCCAUUCUAACAAACUGCUUUAUUGUCACAUGAAGUCGCGGGCGGAUGUACACCCAGUGUAUACAUACGUACAUACAUA
Messenger RNA from Chanos chanos (milkfish), 3097 nucleotides. It is a transcript of the gene rtn1a, whose product is annotated as reticulon 1a. The coding region runs from base 151 to 2562 and encodes 803 amino acids. Gene Ontology annotation, biological process: endoplasmic reticulum tubular network formation; brain development; neuron differentiation. The record is from RefSeq and is a predicted model, not a curated record. NCBI's taxonomy places the organism in Eukaryota, Metazoa, Chordata, Actinopteri, Gonorynchiformes, Chanidae. Gene Ontology annotation, cellular component: neuron projection; endoplasmic reticulum membrane; postsynaptic density. The transcript is spliced from 9 exons.